UGUCAGUCUAUUUAAAUUGACAGCUAAUGUUAUUGACGUUCUGAGGGGUAGGCUUCUUAGUGUUCUGGAAAAUUACAAUUUGUUUGUAAAAUAAUUGAAACAGAGAGUAAAGGUCAAUCACAGUUCGAGCUAAAUCCGGCCAGGUAUGUUACUUGGAUCACAUAAGCAAAGUAUACAGAAACUAGUUGAAAAUGAUCAGACGAGACAAUCAUCCAUGCAGACAAGGCGCCAAGUUGUAUAUUGUACUCUAUUAACUUUCUUAGUAGUAUCAUAUAGUGUUGAAUGGCAAGUUAUUAUAUCUUUCGUUGUAAAAAGUGGGCAAUCUAACUGUUGAUAGUUCUUACUCUCCUCUGUAUCAUCUUAGUUAAUUAAAGGUGAAAUGGCAUCGGUCCAGAGCUCUAAGGCUGGCAAGUAUGCUCGACGAGGCAUGCCUGAAGAUGAGGCACCUGAGCAUGUGGAAUCUACGGGAGAACUCCUCAUCAAACAGCUUGUGCAGAAACAAACCAACACUAAUGUUACCUUACGGCAACAAUUACAACAGAAAAAGGAGUUUGAGCGAGGUGUUGGAUUUGUGACAUUGGAUGAAAUGGGUCUGGGUACGAGCAGUUUGCAAGAGUUUGAAGAGAAGCAGCGGAAGAUCGAGAAGAUGUUGGAGAUGGAGAGGAGGGGGCAGGCGAGGGAAAAGAUGCGAUCCUCACAGAUUGAAGAACAACUGAUUAAGGCAUCUGGUGACUCACAAUUUUCUCUUCAAGGUCGUGCAGUGAGGAGGCAGGAGUUGGAGCUGGCUCUGAGUGUGAAGCCUGACUCCUUAGAGACUCGGCUGUACCAGUUUGCGUUGAGAGGAGAGAGAGUGUGUGAGACAGAGACUAUAACGAGACUGCCAGGUCACCCCAUACAUCAGUUGGCGGCCAUGGAGAAGAAUCUGGUUGAAAGUGCCGAUCCUCAAGCUCUUGCCAGGACCUACCGCAGGAAACGCCGCCAACUAGUGACAUCUCAGGCCCAGCCUCAGGGGGCUCACAACAAGGCUCCAGACAGGCAACAGUCCCUGUGGGAUGCCACGGAGAGCCCAGUUGUUGUGGAGAAGAGACCCCGCCUGCCACAGAAGGUUGUCUCUUGUAAGAAACAAGCCAUGUAUACAGUCAGAGAUGGUAAAAUCGUGCAGCUCAGUGCGGAACAUGGGAGUGGUGUUGACAAGCCUGCGAGCACAGCAGCCGAGGACAGCUUCAGUGGUCAAGUUUUUGUGGCACUGCAGCCUUCAGUAGAGAAGCCACAAGUCUGUGAUAGACUUACAGAAGAGGAAAUACGUAAAUUGCCGAGAUUUCACAACUACAAACAAGGGGAAGUCUCUAAGACACUCUAUGUCAAAAAUUUAUCUUAUAAUGUGACAGAAGCAGACUUAGCAGCUGUUUUUGGUCACUUUCAAGAACAAAAUGAAUGCAUGAUCACUUUUCGGUUAAUGACUGGAAAAAUGAGGGGACAAGCUUUUGUAACAUUUUCCAGCUGUGAGACUGCGACAGAUGCGUUGCAGACGAUAAAUGGUACCAUAUUGAAAGGUAAACCUAUGGUCAUCCAGUACGGUAGACAGCAAGAUUAGCUCUUAUUGGAAAUACCUCUCCCGGUCACAAGCCAUUAAUCGCCACACACUGUUCCGAGCCACUGCAGGUCAAACGCCACGAUCUACAUUACCAACUGUAUCCGUCUGGUGCUGCCUCCCAUCGGCAUUAAUUUUAAUUAUUACAGUUUCUAGCCUUUUUGGAGUCCUACUUCUUACUUUUGAAACCAUUACAACAAAUUAUUAUCUGUUAUUUUGGCAGUAAUUGAGUGGUAAAUAUGGCUGAUUUUAGGUGUUCGCUUUGCAACAGCAAGAUUGAUCGGGAGGUGUGUAGUAAUAGUGAUGCUAGUGAUGCAUCAAGUGUUGGUGAUUUAAAUGAUGUUGACGAUAAUAUAAUACUGACUGAACAAAGUGAUUCGGAGAGUGCUGGUGAGUCAAAUGAUGUUGCUGACCUUGAGCCUGGCGAGCCGACAACUAGUUGUCGCCAACAAACAUGCGGCCGUGUGCCCCCUCCCUGGUCUCGCACAAUAACUUACACAGAACCAAAUUUAUUUUACAGUGAUUUUGGGCCAUCUCACACUUUGCCUGUUGGUUCUGAUGUCGUAGAAUAUUUUUAUUUAUUGUUGGGAGGUGAUGCAUUUUUUGACAACAUAGUCGAGUGUACGAAUGCGUAUGCUGCUAAAAAACAAGAUGCUGUAAACAAACUUGACCCACAUUGGGCCCCGGUUUCUAGAGAUGAAAUCAAAGCUUUUGUAGGAAUAGAAUUUUUAUGGGCUUAUAUGAUCUACCAAACGUUGAUGAAUAUUUAUAGUUCAAUAGUUCAGCAAUGUAUGAACUCUUAUAUGGAAAUACCACUGUGCUAAGUAGCUAAGACAUUGUCUGUCGGGAUGGAAUUCAUCAACUAAAAAGCAACCUCUGGUAUUGUGCUCUAGCAAAGCUGGAGGCUAAUAACUCUCUUGCCAGCACACAAAUUGGCAUUUUUGCACUGUAUUCUUUGAAUAUUAUAAUUUGAGGUGCAGUUUACAAGUACAACUUAGCAUAAGAAUGACUGUGAUAAAUUUCGUUAGUUAAGUAUCUCUAAGGAGAUUAAUUGUGAUUGUUCUAAGAGACUGAAAUAAUUGUUAAAGUAAAUUCUUAUUUGGAAAAUAAAAAAUAUUUUAAGACGUG
This is a messenger RNA of Homalodisca vitripennis (glassy-winged sharpshooter), 2719 nucleotides long. Its product is annotated as RNA-binding protein 41-like. Gene Ontology annotation, cellular component: U12-type spliceosomal complex. The coding region runs from base 380 to 1594 and encodes 404 amino acids. The record is from RefSeq and is a predicted model, not a curated record. Gene Ontology annotation, molecular function: U12 snRNA binding; pre-mRNA intronic binding. Lineage: Eukaryota; Metazoa; Arthropoda; Insecta; Hemiptera; Cicadellidae. The transcript has 7 exons. Gene Ontology annotation, biological process: mRNA splicing, via spliceosome.